Sinocyclocheilus rhinocerous is the source of this 425-nucleotide messenger RNA. RefSeq names its product centromere protein X-like. The coding region runs from base 102 to 347 and encodes 81 amino acids. Lineage: Eukaryota; Metazoa; Chordata; Actinopteri; Cypriniformes; Cyprinidae. Gene Ontology annotation, cellular component: Fanconi anaemia nuclear complex; FANCM-MHF complex. Gene Ontology annotation, molecular function: protein heterodimerization activity. The transcript is spliced from 5 exons. The record is from RefSeq and is a predicted model, not a curated record. Gene Ontology annotation, biological process: kinetochore assembly; DNA repair; resolution of meiotic recombination intermediates.
GUGUAUUAGUGCGCUAGAGGGCAGCAGCAGCCGUCUGUCCGAUAUGCCAUUCAGCAAACGAAGAAGCCGAUUCUUUUAGUACUGGAGCCCAGCGUGUCAGAAUGGCGAACGCGGGAAAUGAAGUCUUGUUUAAAAAGGAAACUGUUGCCAAACUUUUGACACGCUUUUUCAAGGAGGACAAAACCAAAGUCAGCAGUGAUGCUGUCAUACUUGUAGCAGAGAUGUUGAAAGUAUUUGUUGAAGAGGCGACACGCAGAGCCGUAAAACAGGCCGACAGUGAGGACUGUGACACUGUUGAUAUUGAACACUUUGAAAAGAUUCUGCCACAACUGCUUCUUGAUUUUUAAUUUUGCUGAGGAGCCAGCAGAUGGCAACAUAACCUAGUUCUGCUGAACAUGAACAUCCUGGACUUCACUUUGAAUAUU